AAACCGAAACUUAGAAAGAGGGGAAAUGGAAACUGAAAGAACUGGGAAACUGAAACUGUUCUUUGUUCUCUCUCUCUCCCAGAAUUGAGGAAGAAGACAGCGAGCUGCCUACUAACCAGGGCCUUAGCUUUCACCUCUGAGAAUGCUGUUCUCCGAUGACUUCAGUACUUGGGAGCAGAGAUUUCAAGAACUGAUCCGGGAGGAGAAGCCCGGGGCCAAGUGGACCCUACAUUUGGAUAAGAGCAUUGUACCAGAUGGUGCAGCUCUGGGAUGGAGGCAGCGGCAGCAGACAGUACUUGGCAGGUUCCAGUGUUCCAGAUGUUACAGAAGCUGGACCUCUGCUCAAGUGAAGAUCUUAUGCCACAUGUUCCAGGAUGCUUGUAAAACACAGGGCCGGGUACUCAUGAGGAUCUUUGGUCAGAGGUGCCAGAAGUGUUUUGGGUCUCAAUUUGAGAGCCCUGAGUUCUCCACAGAGAGCAUUGAAAGGAUUCUGAAUAGCCUGGUUAAUUAUAUUCUGCAAAGAUACUACGGACAUAGGAAGAAAGCAUCGAUCUUGAAUGCAUCUUCGGAUGAAAAGGUGCCUUUGGAUGGGCCCCAUGACAUAUUAAAUUGCGAGGCAUGCAGUCUGCACCCCCAUGGAAGGUGUGCCGUUGCACAGAGAGUGAGGCCACCCACAUCCCCAUCUCCAUCUCCAUCUCCAUCGCCAUCACCAAAGAGCCACAGUUCCUCUCCAUCAAAGAGCCACCCUCCUUUACUUCAGACUGAGAUUACAGGUUUUAGGAACAGGCCUUUUCAGGAAGUCAGAGAGCCUGGUGAAGCAGCAUCACCACUAUUAGUGAUUCUGUCUGUCGCUGCACUUGCCGUUAUUGGUUUCUUAAUUAGAUAAUAGGUUUAUCAUCUUGUUUUAAUCGCGUGGUGAUCAAUAAAAUGGAUGUCAUUUCAACGUGACAGUGAAUUCAUGUGGGAUCGUAUAGAGAAUAAACCUGCUUUCCUGGGCAUGCUCUGAAAAUGGCCUAAAACAUGGCCUACACAUAAUGGACCCAAUAAUAAAUCUGUGUUGAAUUGCUGAACUGUCUGUACUAGCUUUCUCACUUAUUGUUCUCAAGCAGUGUUGAUUAAAUCUUGAUGAUAACUAACA
Molecule: messenger RNA, 1138 nt
Organism: Rattus rattus (black rat)
Lineage: Eukaryota; Metazoa; Chordata; Mammalia; Rodentia; Muridae
Gene: Rtp4
Product: receptor transporter protein 4
Exons: 2
Coding region: 143-886 (247 amino acids)
Biological process (GO): protein targeting to membrane; protein insertion into membrane; detection of chemical stimulus involved in sensory perception of bitter taste
Cellular component (GO): cytoplasm
Molecular function (GO): olfactory receptor binding
Source: RefSeq, a predicted model, not a curated record